AUGUUGCCCAGUGGAUCAGACGGCGCUUGGGGCUACGUAGCAGCUGCUCCCGAAUGGACGAUCGCUGGAAAUCGUCAUGUCGUCGAGCUGCAUGGCCGGCGAGCGGAAAGCAAAGCUGAGCUGCUGCAGUCUGAGGCAGUCUGGCGCCCUGCCGAUGAGUUCGACCCCAGCUCCAAGCAGGUUGGCCGAUUUGCCCCCCGCAUCACUACCGGCAUCCGCACACGCCUCGCUCACUGUGACCCACGUUGGUGGAUGAAAAAGAUCUCGACACUUCGCCUAGAUAUCCAGCUGCUUCCAUUUGUGCCACGGCCCAACACCUUAUGCCCUCGUGGCUCGUCACUUGGCCCUCGUCGUGCCUGCCUGCUAGGCUCGAUGGGUACAGCAGCACCGAGCCCGGGAGCCGAAGCGGUGGCGGAGGCGGCAGUCGAUUCGAUCUCGCCCACACCUCCUCCCGACUCUUUCCGUUCGGGACUCGACGAUGGGCUCUAA
Moesziomyces aphidis is the source of this 489-nucleotide messenger RNA. Lineage: Eukaryota; Fungi; Basidiomycota; Ustilaginomycetes; Ustilaginales; Ustilaginaceae. The record is from the annotation of a GenBank genome assembly.